UGUGGCUUCACAAUAACACAAACAUUCAUAUACUACACCAGAUUUACAUAUUACCGGUGUUGACAUCAGCACAAAUAACCAAUGAAAACAUGCAGAAUUCCACAAAGCAGGCUGAUGGCAGCAUGUUAAGAACAUCAUAAAACACGUUUCAUGAAGUUUCAGUGUAGCCCCUGCCCUUCAGUGGGAGUUGCUCUCUGAGCUAGUGUAGGUGUGUUUUAAUUAUAAAAGAUACUUAACCCAGAUUCAGAAAAUUACUGUGUGAUAAUAUAUUAAUAACAGUAUUAUUAAUGUGUAAGAAGUAAAAUAUGGCUUACUGUAACCUGAGGUGUAAGAAUGAAAGCUUAAAACGGCUGUUGUGUGCGCAUGCGCUGACUCCAGGUCCAGAUCCAGCUGUCCGGGCUUUGGCUGCAUUGUACUCAACAGCCAUUUAGCCCCGCGGUGCUGUUUGUCUGUCUGCCGCUGUCUGUGCUUCUGUUAGUGGGAAUAUCGCCGACGUGGGAACUCUGGGAAUAUCACAGUGCUUCACGGAAUGCCUGGAACUAGCUGUCCCCCCGGCCAGCGCGGAGAAGCGCCCGUUAAACGUCGCCGUUCGCAGCCGCUCUCCGCUUUUCUCCGGGAUGUGACCGUGUGAUGGCUGCGGUCCAGUGAGCUGGGAGCACGUUGACUGGUCCGCCUGUUUGCCCAGCAGCUUUCGGAGCUUGUCCUCAUCGUUUCACCGGGAUUUAUCGCAACCUAUGGAGUGUACAUGAAUAUUGGUCGGACAGGGAUUCCAAUCGGGGAAUACAACCGGGAUACAACCAGCUGCCGAGCCGAGUCGCCUUGAGUUGUGCUCGGUGACAGAGCCUCGUGUCCGCACGCUGACCGUCUGUCUGCAGAUGGUUCCCGUCUAUCAGGCGACCUGUGCAAUCCAAGAGGCGAUGCGGGGAGCCGGGUGGAGGCGUGGGGUCCGGCCCUGAGGAGGCGUCCUGCGGCUGGGAGGAGCGUGGCCCUCCUGCAGCCCUCCUGUGGCGCUCCGGGACGCUCCUACUAAGAUGUCCCUCAGCAGCGGCCCUGCAGGCGGGAAAGGUGUGGACUCCAACGCGGUGGACACGUACGACAGCGGUGAUGAGUGGGAUAUCGGUGUUGGCAAUCUGAUCAUUGACCUGGACGCCGACUUAGAGAAGGACAAGCUAGAGAUGUCGAGCAGCAAGGAGGGAGGGGGCAUGGCGGCCCCUCCCAGCGCCGUGGCAGCUUUACCUGACAAUAUAAAGUUUGUUAGCCCUGCGUCCGCCACGGCGGGCAAAGAGAGCAAAUCCAAAUCCAAGCGCAGUAAAAACUCUAAGGAGAGCGUGAAGACGCCGCACUCAGACGGAGCUAAAAAAGAGGUUCAGGGCCGGGUCCCCGGGGACCUGCCGCCCCAGAACGCCAACUCUGCCCCGAGCAAGGGGACGGACAAGUCGAGUAAGCCCUCCCGCAUCCUCCCUGUGGUGAAAAAGGACAAGGACGGGGUGUCUGGGAAAAGCAAGAAGGAGAAAAUGGAGGCGGGAGCGGCGAACGCUGAGAAAGAGUCCUCGGUGCUGCCGUUAGGAGCACCUCGAGGCGGACCCUUUGAGGGCCAACAGGCCCCCGAGCUCGCUACGGCCGAGCAGCUCGGGAACACGCCGCUGGACUCAGCCAGGAUAGGCCAGGUCGUGACGACGGAGCAGGAAGAGGUGGAUGGGGGCGACUGCCGAAAUCUGAAGAAAGCGAUGGGUGGGGAAAAGAUGGAGUCUCCAGUCUCCACCCCAGCUCCUCCCCCUCUCCACCUCCUCGGCUCCGUCCCCAGCAGCGGCGACAUCUCGUCUCCCUGCGAGCAGAUCAUGGUCCGCACACGCUCGAUCGCCGUGAACACCGUUGACGCGGCGCUGGCGACCGAGCCGGAGUGCCUGGGACCCUGUGAGCCGGGAACCAGCGUGAACCUGGAGGGCAUCGUGUGGCAGGAGACGGAGGACGGUAUGCUGGUUGUGAACGUCACCUGGAGGAACAAGACGUACGUUGGAACUCUGCUGGACUGCACGCGGCACGACUGGGCGCCGCCGAGGUUCUGCGAGUCUCCCACCAGUGACGUGGAAAUGCGGAGCGGCCGCGGUCGAGGUAAGAGGAUGCGUCCCAGCAGCAACACGCCGUUGAACGACAACAGCAACUCGUCGGACAAUAAAGGCAGCGGCAGCAGUAAGACGCGCGGCGCCACGGCCAACAGCAAAGGGCGGCGUGGGAGUCAGACGGCUGGCUGCGGCGAAGACGCCAAAGCCAGCCCGUCCUCCGCUAAGAGGAAGACAAAGCCCGCCUCAGAUAUGGACCCCACCUCCAGCUCAGAGGACACCAAAGCGUCAAAGCGCAUGAGAACGAACUCGACCGGCGCCGGGACGCCUCUGCCUGGAAGCAAAGCCGAUUCACUGCCGCCGCCACAGCUGGACCGGACCUGCCCCUCCCCCGUCCUCAUCGACUGCCCCCACCCCAACUGCAACAAGAAGUACAAGCAUAUCAACGGACUGAAGUACCACCAGGCCCGCGCCCACAACGACCAGGACGUCCGACUGGACCAGGACGGUGACAGCGAGUACGGGGACGACCCCGCCCUCCAUCCCGAACCCGCCUCCUGCAACGGCGCCGCCAUCUCGCCUGCUCGCUCCACUACACCGAAGGGUCGGGGCUUCGAUGCCCCCUCGCCCUCACCAGGCAAGCUGACAUCAAAGGUUAAAAAGAAGACGAGCGAGGCUGAGCCUGAGGUGACGGACGGUGGCGAGGAGGGGGCGUGUUUGACUGACGAGGCCAGUAAUGACGGCAUGGACGACAGGAAGGUCAAGAAAAUGACGGCCGGGGGGAAAGCUGAGAAACUGGGACAGAAAGGCUUGAAGCUGACUCGCCCCGCCGGCGCGCCCGGAGUUCCCUCGCCAUACUCCCUCCAAGCAUCCUCCCCCGCUCUUGGCUCAGUGGUACAGUCCGUACCCAAAAGCCCCCAGCUGAAAAACGUCCAGCCUAAACCCGCGCCCCUCACUGACCCCGCCUCCAGCCCCGCCCAUUCCAAGGACAAGAAAAAGAAAGACAAAAAGAAGAGGGACGGCGGAAAGGAAGAGGACAGCCCGAAGGCGAUGGGUAAGGCGGGGAGGCCAGAGGAGGGCAAGAGCCCCUACUCUGAGGCGUCAGACGCUUUGCUCAACGGCUCCUCGGAAGCUCAGCAGAGCCGGCUCGCCAGCAUCAAAGCCGAAGCCGACAAGGUGUACAGUUUCUCCGACAACGCACCCAGCCCGUCCAUCGGCGUGGCCAGCAGGAUGGAGGCCGGCCUGGCGCCCACGCUUCACAUGACCCAGAACGGAGCCGACAACGCAUCGGUCAAGACCGGUAGCCCCGCCUACUCUGACAUCUCUGAUGCUGGGGAGGACGGCGAGGGUAAGGCAGAGGGGGUAAAGGUCAAGCCAGAGCCUGACCAGGGACCUCGUGAGAGCGCCAAGAAGGCGCUGUUUCCCCCUCAGGCGUCCAGUAAAGAUUCGCCGUACUACCCCAGCUACGACGCCUACUACUCCCCCACCUAUGCCAACCCCAGCCCGGGACCAGCGCCUGCAGCACCACCUCAUGGUGAGAUAGCACAAGUGAAAGUGAAGAAAGAGGAGGAGCUUGAGGUGGGAGAGGAGGGAAAACUGAAGGAGGAGCCUCAGGAGGAGAGAAAGGUGGAGCCAGGGCCUCCGCAGCCAUCAGUCAUCCAGCAGCGCUCCAACAUGUACGCCCAGCCGCUCUAUUACAACCAGUACUACGUCCCUCCCUACUCCUACUCCCACGAGCAGGCCUACCACGCCCACCUCUUGGCCUCCAACCCUGCCUACCGUCAACACUUCGAGGAGCAGCGACAGCGCCACGCUGACAAGAAGGCGGAGAGCAAAGAGCGCGAGGCUUCCGUGAAAGAAGAGUGGAAGCAGAAGGCAUCGGUACCGCCCACUCUGUCAAGGGCGCCCAGCCUCACGGAUCUGGGCGCCAGGGGAGGCGUGAACCCAGCGAAGCCCAAAGAGCCCGCCACGGCUUCGGAACAGGCCAAGUCGGUCAUCAUGGCGAAGGGAGAGGACUCCAAGGCGCCCGCCGCCCAGCCCGAGGGUUUGAAGAUCAAGCUGAGUGAAGGAGGGCAUCACGGGAAAGAAGAGCCAAAGUCAGGGGCAGAGCCGGGCCGAGCAGCGAGCGUCGAAGCUGCCAUGUGGUACAGACAGGAGCCCGACUCACGUCUGUGGUCCUACGUCUACCCCAGCAAAUACUCGGAGGCUCCCAAACUUCAGGAGGACGACAGGUGGAAGGAGGAGCGGGACAGGAAGGUGAAGGAAGAGAGGCCGCGGCCCAAGGAGAGCCUCCAGAAAGACGAGGCGGCGAAGGAGGUGGCGGAGGGUAGGACGCAGCUGCCCCCCGAGGAGCUCCGCGGGGGCGGGAAGGAGGCGCGCCCGCCUCACAUGCAAUUCCCCUCGCCGCUGGCCCAGCAUCAGGGCUACGUGCCCUACAUGCACGGACCGUACGCCUACAGCCAGGGCUACGAGCCGAGCCACCCCGGGUACAGAGGCAUGCCCUCGGUCAUGAUGCAGAAUUACCCAGGCUCGUACCUGCCAGCCAGUUACUACGCCUCCUCAUACGGCGGGAAGGUGGGGGCGGGCGAGGACGGCGAGAAGCCCUCCAGGUCAAGUCCGUCUGUGAAGCCGUCCAGCGAGGCCAAAGCUCUGGACCUGCUGCAGCUGCACGCCAGCCAGUACAAAAGCAAGUCGCCGUCCAUCCAGGACAGCAAGACGCCACAUGACCGAGAGCGGGAGAGAGAAAGGGAGGGCGACCGGCCACGCUCCUCGCCCUCGCAGCGCAUCAUGCAGUCCCAUCACCACCUGGGAUACCCUCUGUACGACCUGUCUUACCCCUCAGGCCUCUCGUCCUCCGCCAUCGUCGCCAGUCAGCAAGCGUCCGCCCAGUCCAUGUACCCGCCCGCACGGAGGCACACCUGAUUGGCCAGCCUCUGCGCCUCUCCGAGUCAUGUGACUGGAUCACGUGAAGAAGUGUUUCUGUUUCCGUGACAUCAGUUCAGUGGUGUUCUGUGUGUGUUUGAUAUCUCUGCCUGGACGUCCAGCCAACUGCUCCGACCCUCGCCGGACCGGAUCCUGGUCCCGUUGGGUUCUGCUGGUUCUGGGCGGUCCCGUUGGCCAGCAGGUGCUGCUGGGAUGCAGAGCUCACAGUGACGUACCUGCAGGGACGACUGGGUGACCUCUGACCUCUUUCAGAAGGACGGGCUCAGCUCCGGGUGACAUCACACCGUUACCUGGAUGCGUCUCAGCUUCACGUGAAAUAAAGAGAACACUGGAUGAAGGAGGGCCGGCCAAUCAGAGGGCAGUAUUCAGACUGCUUCCUUGUACUGACUGAGUGACAGGCUCCUCCUCCUCAGUGUGUAGCUGUAAACAUGCUCUGUGUGUGUGUGUGUGUGUGUGUGUGUGUGUGUGUGUGUGUGUGUGUAAAUACUGUACAGAGGAAUUAUUUUAAAGAGCUGUUGGAUGAUGUUGGAUUUCCUACUCUUCUUUUUGUCUGGUAGUCUCUGCCUCUGUUUUUCUACUGUUGUUGAUCUAUAUUAAACCUGUAGCUGGUGGAGCAGCGCUCGAGCUCAGUGUCCUCAUUUAUUCCCUGAAAACACCACAGAGAAGCUGAUGUUGUGAAACGUCUUCGGGUCCUGGGAUGAUGGGAGGCAGGAGGGAUCCGCUCAGAUCAAAGGGUUCUUCUUCUUUCAAAACAAAAAGCUUGCAGACUCUGGUUUCAUUGUGUAGAAUAAAAUAUUUCCUGGUUUAAAAACGUAAAACAAAUGGAGAAAUGUGCUUUUGGAUGUGGAUCCAUCGAUGCCUUCUAACGCACCACCCCCCCUCUCCUUCUGCCAGCAGCAGCACAGUUUCACCCUGAGCAGCGGUUCAUUGAUGACCCCAUCUCAUCCUGUAUUUUGCUCACGCUGACGUGGCCUUGCUGCAUUGCUGACACGGUCUGAUGUUUCACUGCUGUUUCCCAGCAAGGCUUCAGUUUGUCUUCUGUUGGAUCAUUUUACCUGUAUGAUGAUGUUGAUACAGUUUCACCUGAGAGUUGCAGCUGUAAUCUCAGCUGAUGAAAUCUCUGCUGUUAGCUGUUUUUGUUUUCUCCAUGAUGCUAACCACUCUUGUAAGAAAAGGGGAGGGGCUUGGAGAAUUUCAGACACAUCUCUUCUUUACUCAGAACUUUCUGUCAAACUAACUUCAUUCAACAACUUGUAAAAAUCAUUUUGCAGUAUAAGUGUUGUGCUGUCUCUGGUCUCCAGAGCCGUCCUCACAGCAGACACCGUGAGGUCACUAAUGGUUGUGACGGUGCCGGAGACUUCAGGUGUCUGUAAACUGCAGAAUGAGAGCCAACGACGUCCAAAUGUACCAACAGGAAAACGCAAAACUAGAUGUGACAGCUGUGCAUAUCAUAACCAACAAGAUUCCAACAUUAUUAAUGCUAAGAACAAGCCUGCGGUUAGCAUGACAGGAAGUCGAGAUGAUGAAGAUAGUCCAGCCUUCAAACUAAGACGCGUGUUGUAUAAAAGUCUUUCUACAGAGUAAAGGACGGUUUGAGGUUCCUGCUGGCACCAUGCGCUGUCUGCACAAGCUGCUUCUUUGUCUUCCACCAUGUCUGCGAGACAUCAAGUUUGCAACAGGAAUCUUUCAUGGAGAACAAGCGGCGCAGAGCUCGAUGGCGUCAGUGCAGGAUAACGAGGGUCGACAUGUCUGUGGAGGUUUUCUCCUCACUGAAGACUUUGUGCUCACUAGUGCAACUCAGGCCUCACACACGUCGUUCUCGGCAACCACAAUCUGAAGAACGAUCCUGUUCAUCAGCUGUGGAGGGUUUUUGGGUCUGCCACUUAAGGACACACAGAUAUCCACUGAACGGAUUUCCACAUCUGUUCAUGUUUCCUCAUCAUCACGAGUGCCUCUGAGGAUAACUGAAAAGCUUCUGCUUGAUUGUAUAUGAAGAAAUAAAAGCCAAUAUUAAAAA
Maylandia zebra (zebra mbuna) is the source of this 7020-nucleotide messenger RNA. Lineage: Eukaryota; Metazoa; Chordata; Actinopteri; Cichliformes; Cichlidae. The record is from RefSeq and is a predicted model, not a curated record.